AUGGCAGGACUUCAGAACAAAACAUUCACCUUGAACACGGGGGCCAAGAUUCCUGCAAUUGGCUUUGGAACUUGGAAAGCCGGUCCUGGUGAAGCAGCAAUGGCUGUGAAAGCUGCAUUUAAGGCUGGCUAUAGACAUUUUGAUUGCGCACCUUUAUAUGGCAAUGAAGGUGAAAUUGGACAAGUCUUCAAGGAAAUUGAUGUACCUCGAGAGGACUUCUUCGUGACCACCAAGCUCUGGUCCUCCGAUCACCGUCGUAUCACUUCCGCGCUCCAAAAGUCUUUGGAUGACCUGUGUCUAGAUUACGUCGAUCUUUACAUGAUGCAUUGGCCCGUGUCAUUACCAACGGCUUCAUCUGAUACAUACGGCAAAGAGGACCGAACAAUACAUGACACAGACUGGGACUUUACAGACACAUGGCGCGAUAUGGAGAAACUACUAGCUACUGGGAAAGUCAGGGCCAUUGGUGUUGCUAACUUUUCAACCGUGAAUCUUGAGAAGCUGCUCAAGAACUGCAACGUUGUUCCCGCGGUGAAUCAAACGGAGAUUCAACCCUUGCUUCCUCAGAAGAAACUCAAUGCACUCUGUACAGAGAAAGGCAUUCAUCAGACAGCAUUCGGUCCACUCGGAGGUAGUGGAAGCACCCUUCACAGCAACCUAAUUGUCAGUUCUAUCGCAGAGAGACGAUCAUGUAGCUCCGGGAAUGUGCUGUUAAGCUGGGGUGUGAAGAAAGGUUGGAGUGUUAUUCCAAAGAGCGUCAAUCCGGCGCGCAUCGUGGGAAAUCUACACAGCUGUUUCAUGAUGGACGAUCAAGAGAUGGCACAGAUUGAUCAGCUGAUCGAUACGCUUGGAGAAAAGCGUUUCAAUCGGCCUCAGUGGGGGACAGUCAUAUUCCAUGAUGAUGACGAGAAUGUGCAAUAA
Messenger RNA from Penicillium nucicola, 921 nucleotides. RefSeq lists its product as uncharacterized. Gene Ontology annotation, cellular component: cytosol. The transcript has 4 exons. Gene Ontology annotation, molecular function: aldose reductase (NADPH) activity. Lineage: Eukaryota; Fungi; Ascomycota; Eurotiomycetes; Eurotiales; Aspergillaceae. The coding region runs from base 1 to 921 and encodes 306 amino acids. The record is from RefSeq and is a predicted model, not a curated record.